Molecule: messenger RNA, 2676 nt
Organism: Zalophus californianus (California sea lion)
Lineage: Eukaryota; Metazoa; Chordata; Mammalia; Carnivora; Otariidae
Gene: ZNF672
Product: zinc finger protein 672
Exons: 4
Coding region: 1287-2666 (459 amino acids)
Biological process (GO): regulation of transcription by RNA polymerase II
Molecular function (GO): RNA polymerase II cis-regulatory region sequence-specific DNA binding; DNA-binding transcription factor activity, RNA polymerase II-specific
Source: RefSeq, a predicted model, not a curated record
AAACAAUGAAUUGUGGAUCACCACAUCAAAAACUAAUGAUGUAUUAUUGUAUUGUGACUAACAUAAUAAAAUAAAAAUAAAUGAUUGUAAAUACAGACGGCAUCUUAUGCCUCUUGUGGCCUGAAAGGACAACAAAGUUUGUACUGAAAGGCAACCAUCCGGGUCAGAGAUUUUCAAGUUGACAGAUAUGCACAUAACUUCAUCUUGACCUUCUUUCUUUCACUAAACUCAGUAUUCCUGUUCUGAUUGUUAUCCCCCUCUGUAAUGACUCCCACAGAAAACAAAAAUCCACCCCCCCUGCAUUUUCUCUCCACUGAGUUCUUUCCUCCAUAGCUACACAAAAGAAAGGUGUCUAAUCCAGACCUCUUUCAUAUGACAGUUUGUCAAAUUUUGUGUACAAUCAUGGACAUGUUUCUCUUUUGCAGGUUAAAUAUCCCCAGCCCCUUCGAUUAUGUAAUAAUUUAUCACUAUCCUAGUCACUCCUCGAAAUUGGCCAAUUGUGUCAGUGUCCCAUGCUGAACAGUGAGUCCAGAAAUGUCCUAAUUAAUCCAUUUCUCAGGCCUGAAAGGCUUUGUAAUUAUUCUUAACUAGUCACCUUCUGCAUAACAUUACCUUAUCUACAUAUGGCACUUUACAGCAAGCACAUUUUCCUUUUCUACUUCUCCCACCUCCAUCCCUUCCUGGUUCAGGCCCUCAACCCCGGGCCUGCAUCCUGUGUCCGUUUUUUGCUUCCUUGCCUGCUGCUGCCAUCCCUGUACUCCUUACACAAUACUGCCACAUGUGCGUCAGCAAACACACAUUGAGCACCUGUGAUGUGCAGUGCUCCUGCUUCAGGGCAUCGUUUAUGAUCUCAGUGGAAGACACUGAAGUCUCAACAUUUGGACAAGGAGCUCUGCCUAGCAGCUCUUGAAGAGGCGGCUGGAAAGCAGACCAGGAGCAUCCCCAACCCUGGCAAUUUCCUCCCAGGCAUAGACCCCUAUGCUUCCAGGGCAAACUCCAGCAUGGGGUGAGGUACAGAAGAGAGACUUGAGGGGUGUACUCUGGCACUCAGUUACCAAACCUGCGCCCUAGAUCAGGGGUACAGAACAUCCUGCUCCAAAAGCAUGAGAAGAGAACAUCCUGUAUUGGCCACUCCUGCCCAGUGUAGAGAGGAGCAAAACUCCAGAGCCCACCCCUGAAGGCCUUCAGAAAACUGAAAGCAGCGCGCAGUUUGAGGCGGCAGACCCCGGCGUGGGAGUGGCAAACUCCAGCCUGGAUCCCGAGCGCCCCCCAGCCUAGCCCUCACCAUGCUCGCUGCAUCAGAGACGGUGGCGGCCGCGGCAGGAAGGCCUUACGUGUGCAGUGAGUGUGGCAAGAGCUUCCGCUACAGUUCGGUGCUGCUGCGCCACGAGCGUGCCCAUGGCGGCGACAGCCGCUACCGCUGCCUUGACUGCGGUGAGCGCUACGCACUGGCAGCCGACCUCCGUGCACACCGAUGCGCCCACGCUGGCCAGACGCUCUACAUCUGCAACGAGUGCGGCCAGAGCUUCCGUCACAGUGGCCGCCUUGACCUGCACCAGAGCACACACAGACAGCGCAGCCGCUCCUGCCCUUGCCGCACCUGUGGCCGCAGCUUCACACACCUCUCGGCUCUGCUGCUGCACCGCCGCCGCCGGCAUCCCCCCGAGCAGCCCUGCCGCUGUCCCUUGUGCGCCCGCGCCUUCCGUCAGAGCGCGCUGCGCUUCCACCAGGCGCGGGCACACCCGUGGGGGACACCUAUCCAGCCUCUCGACCCGCUCCACCGCUGUGCACAGUGCCCACGGGCCUUCCACAGCUACGCAGGGCUGCGGAGCCACGCACGCGUCCACGCGGCCCGGAGCACUGGUGACGCCACAGCUGAUCAGCCCAACGCUCUGGGUACACACCAGUGCAGUGUGUGCGGGAAGAGUUUUGGCAAGAGCUCCACACUAACACGACACCUGCAGACGCACUCAGGUGAGAAGCCUUUCAAGUGCCCGGAGUGUGGAAAGGGCUUCUUGGAGAGCGCCACGCUGGUGCGCCAUCAGCGAACGCACACGGGUGAGAAGCCCUAUGCGUGUGGGGACUGUGGGCGCCGCUUCAGCGAAAGUUCCACCCUGUUGCGCCACAGGCGGAGCCAUCAGGGAGAGCGGCCACACGCAUGCGCCACGUGUGGCAAGGGCUUCGGGCAGCGCUCCGACCUAGUGGUGCACCAGCGCAUUCACACGGGUGAGAGGCCCUUCCCGUGCGCCGAGUGCGGCCGCCGCUUCAGCGACCGCUCUGACCUUACCAAGCACCGGCGCACACACACAGGUGAGAAGCCCUACCAUUGUGAGUUGUGUGGCAAACGCUUCACAUGCGUAUCCAACCUCAACGUGCACCGACGCAACCACGCUGGGCACAAGCCCCACAAGUGCCCCGAGUGCGGCAAGGCCUUCAGUGUAGGCUCCAAGCUGGCGCUGCACCGCAAGACUCACCUGGGCGAGCGGCCGGCGGAAUGUGCGGAGUGUGGCAAGUGUUUCAGCCACAGCCGCUCGCUCUCCCAGCACCAGCGGGCCCACACGCGCGCUCGGGCCGCCACCCAGGCCACCCAAGCCACCGUAGGGGCUGCACUCAUCUUUGCUGGGCAGGCAGAACAGGAAAAGCUGGACUUUUUGUGUCCUAGUUGAGGGACACUUG